AUGAAAAUUUUGGAUCUAGAAGAACUUGAAGGAAACUCAUCAGAUGAUUCCGAAUUCAUUCCAAACGCAGAAGAUUAUGAUAGUGAUGAGGACAAAGGAAGUGAUAAGGAUGGUGAAAACCUCAAUAUCGAAGCUAAAUUGAUGACUCGAAGCAAGAGGAAAAUAAAUGAAACGGGAGAAAUCGAUGACGAAAAAAGCAAGAAAUUGAGAUCUCGAAAAAAUGACGAUACCGAAGAGGAGUCAGGAUCUGUUGCGCCCGAACGUAAAAUUAAUGUUGAUGCCCUAUGGGAGGAGCUAAAUGAAGAUAAACCAAGUGCUCUAGAUGAACAUAAGAUCAAAGAUUUUCAAAAUUCAACGUCGGAGGAUCAGAUGAUUACUAUAACAAAAACCUUUGAAUUUGCUGGCGAAAUAGUAACAGAGCAAAGGCGGGUUCACAUAGAUUCGGAAGAGGCCAAAGCUUAUAUCGAAAGUCAAACAAAAAAUAACAAUACAACAGGAAAUAAUAACAUAUCAGAAGAUUCCGCUUCGCCGGUGGAGGAAGCAAAAUCUGCCAAACCAUCAUCUAGUUCCACAAAGAAAACUCGGUCACCAAUUGCUGUCGCUAUGGCGGAACGUGGGAAAUUUGGUAGACCAAAAUCAAAUCUCAGCCAACUCGCCGCUUCGUUAAACAAAAAACCUGUCAAAAUUAAUACUCUGGAAAAAUCAAAAAUGGAUUGGAAGAAAUAUGUUGAAAAAGAAGGAAUUGUUCAUGAACUCAAAUAUCAUAAUAAAAAUGGGUUCGUAGAAAAGCAAGAAUUUUUACAGCGAACAUACGAAGCACAAAAUUCUGAAAUAAAAGCGCUAAGAAAAGGAGUUAAAAAAUGA
Acaulospora morrowiae is the source of this 864-nucleotide messenger RNA. The record is from the annotation of a GenBank genome assembly. Lineage: Eukaryota; Fungi; Glomeromycota; Glomeromycetes; Diversisporales; Acaulosporaceae.